GGCGUCUUUCCACAGACUGGCCAGAUCCCUCUCUCACCCGCCAUUCCGCCCACAGUCCCCCAUGCGCACACGUACGUUGCCGCCCGCACUUUUCCUGCUUCUCCCACGGGCCCCCGACUUUGUCCGCUUGAUGCAUGUUGUGGGUGAUGGUGGGGGGUUUCGACGUCUGCGGUCAACGGCCGGCUGUUGCCCAGUUUUCCCCCUUCUUGCCCGGUUGGAGACGUGAUCAUGAGGCAUGAAAAAAAGCACCUUUCCAUCUGUCAGGUGUGGGAACACACGCGGAGGCGAACGGGGAUGUACGGGGGAACGAACGAGGGAGGGGAAGAAACCGGUCAUUCCUUCCACUUCUGCUUCCACUUCCAACCCACGCGUAAACGACGUACCAAGCAAAGACCGACCGGGGCUGAUUGACGUCCUCUUUCCUACCUCGUGCCUUCUGUGCCUUGAAUACAAAAAGAAAUCUCGUCUCCUUCCCUUUCCGCCUGCCCUCUCACUCCUUGUUUCCUUCCCCAUCCGCUUAUAUCGCGUCUAAUCAGAGUUUUUAAACUCGCCGUCUCCUUCCUUCCCUUCCAUCUCACAUCUGGCUGCUUCUGUCAACCUUUUCCGAGCCUCUUCGCCAACCAACAACAGCUAUCCAUAUCAUCCCAUCCCUUCGACUUCCACAGUCAAAGUAGACUUACCCAUUCGUCCGUUACGCAUCCUCUCCUGGAUUGCCUUGGGAUACAUCACCGCCUCUCUUAUACCCGCCAGACCCCCUGACGCGCAUCGUCAAUCACUGCCCAAGAUGCAGUUCCCCAAGCUCGGUGGCAAGGGCGUUGAACACAAGGACAGGACCGACGCCGAUGCGCCCACGGAUUCCAACUCGGUUGACCUCGUGGCUGAGCAGAAGGUCACUUUUGCCGCUUGCUUCCUCGGUCUUGUUGCCAGUAUCGGUGGUUUCAUGUUCGGAUAUGUCAGCGGUCAGAUCUCCGGUUUCUUCCUGAUGGAAGACUUCAUGGAGCGCUUUGGCGAGCCCCAAAACGGAACUUACGUCUUCAGCGCCGCUCGCCAGGGUACUAUCGUCGGCCUCCUCUGCAUCGGCUGCCUCGUCGGCGCCCUGACCGCUGGCAAGCUUGCCGACACUCUCGGCCGUCGCCUGACCAUUUCGCUUUUCGCCUUCUUCUCCUGCAUCGGCAUCGUCAUCGAGAUCUCAUCCACCAACAAGUGGUACCAGUUCGCCAUCGGCCGCCUCGUCAACGGCGUCGGUAUCGGUGCCCUCUCCGUCGUCGUUCCCAUGUACCAGUCCGAGUCGACCCCGGCCAUCAUCCGUGGUGUUAUUGUCUCGACGUACCAGCUCUUCAUCACCCUUGGCAUCUGGCUCGCCGAGAUCGUGAACUUCGCCACCCACAACAAGGUUGGCUCUGCCUCGUGGCGCAUUCCCAAUGGCCUCGGUUUCGCCUGGGCCCUCAUCCUCGGUGCCGGUAUUCUCCUCCUCCCCGAGUCCCCCCGUUAUGCCUUCCGCCAAGGUCGCGAGGAUGAGGCUCGUCGCAACAUCGCCAAGCUUGCCGGUGUUGAGCCCAACGCCAUGUCCGUCAACGCCCAGAUCGACGACAUCCGCGCCAAGGUUGCGGAGGAGAGCGCCGGUGCCGACACCAGCAUCUGGGAGAUUUUCACCGGCCCUCGCAUGCUCUACCGCACCAUUCUCGGAGUCGUUCUCCAGGCCGGCCAGCAGCUCACCGGCGCCAACUUCUUCUUCUACUUUGGUACUACUGUAUUCUCUGCCACCGGCCUCAGCGACAGCUACGUCACCCAGCUCAUUCUCGGCUCCGUCAACGUUGCAUGCACUUUCGGUGGCUUGGUUGUUGUCAAGAAGUCGGGCCGUCGCAUGGCUCUCAUUGUCGGUGCCCUGUGGAUGAUGAUGUGUUUCUUCGUUUACGCCUUUGUCGGCCACUUUGCCCUCGACCAGAACGACCCCCAGAACACCCCCACCGCAGGAACUGUUCUCGUUGCUUUUUCGUGCUUGUUUAUUGCAGGCUUUGCCACGACUUGGGGUCCUCUCGUCUGGGCUGUUGUUGCUGAGCUCUACCCUGCCCGCUACCGCGCUCCCGCCAUGGCUCUUGCCACCGCCUCCAACUGGCUCUGGAACUUCCUCAUGUCCUUCUUCACUCGCUACAUCACCGAUGCUAUCGACUAUCUCUACGGUCUCGUUUUCGCCGGGUGUUGUGCCGCCCUCGCUGUCAUUGUCUUCUUCUUCGUAAUUGAGUCCAAGGACCGCACCCUCGAAGAGAUUGACACCAUGUAUGUCCAGCGCGUCAACCCCAUCACCUCGGCAAAGUGGCGCGGCGAGGUCCGCAAGACUCAUCACAACGAGUCCUCCAGCGAGGCGGAGAAGGCCGAGGCCACCGUUUAAGCUAUCUGUCACUUGGAUAACAACUCGGAGCUUUGCAUCGUCCAUCAGACAAUCAUAUUCAGCGUACACAUUCCGUAUGCACCAUUGGUUCUCCAAGCCAAGUCUUGUGUAACAUACAACCUUCAUUGCGACGGCGUUGGGUGGCAUUUUGUAUUCUUAGAAAAGAAUUGUUCAUGAGGAAUGAGACUUAUUUAAUUGUUCA
This is a messenger RNA of Colletotrichum destructivum, 2591 nucleotides long. Its product is annotated as Putative major facilitator, sugar transporter, major facilitator superfamily. Gene Ontology annotation, biological process: carbohydrate transport; transmembrane transport. NCBI's taxonomy places the organism in Eukaryota, Fungi, Ascomycota, Sordariomycetes, Glomerellales, Glomerellaceae. The record is from RefSeq and is a predicted model, not a curated record. Gene Ontology annotation, cellular component: plasma membrane. The coding region runs from base 785 to 2389 and encodes 534 amino acids. Gene Ontology annotation, molecular function: carbohydrate:proton symporter activity. The transcript is spliced from 3 exons.